ACAUAGCAACUCAUACACUCAUACAUACCAUUUAACGUUGGCCUUGCAUGCUUAUGGUGACGUCCAAAACUUGCCAAGCUCCCUAGAAUCCAGCGCCUUGAUUCAGAGGAACACUUGUGUAGCAUUCUGUGGUGGUUCCUGUUCUAUCAUUAAGACAUUCUUCAUAGUGUUGAAGACUGUCUAGAUAAGCCAUCAAAUAUUGCUUAUCAUGGACCUUGUUCACACUCUGUUAGCCAUUUGGAUCAUAGCCAGCCUUGUCUUUCAGAAUUCAAGCAAUGUCGAAGGACGAUAUCAUUACCACAGGAAGCCGAAAAGUUCUAAUAGAGGCUCCUCUGGUUCUAAACCCCCUGUAUCUUCCCCUGAUCCUCAAGUCCCUUCAUCACCAACUAGUCCUCCUUCUGCUCCUUCUGACCCCUACCCAAAUGACCCUGGAAAUUCUAGUGCAAACUGUGUUUUUGAUGUGAGAUCUUAUGGGGCUGUUGGAGAUGGUUCAAAUGAUGACACUGAGGCAUUCAGACAAGCAUGGAAAGAAGCUUGUGCAGUAGAAUCAGCAGUAAUUUUGGCUCCUGAAGAUCAUAGUUUCAUAAUCACUUCAACAAUAUUCUCAGGGCCAUGCAAGCCAGGACUUGUAUUCCAAGUGGAUGGAAUCCUAAUGACACCGGAGGGACCAGAUUCAUGGCCUAAAGCAGACAGCCGCAAGCAAUGGCUUGUGUUUUACAGACUUGACCAAAUGACUUUCACAGGAAAAGGAACCAUUGAAGGAAAUGGCCAGAAAUGGUGGGAACUUCCCUGCAAGCCUCACCGGGGUCCAAAUGGGUCGACGUUGAAAGGACCAUGUGACAGCCCUGCACUAAUUCGGUUUUUCAUGAGCACAAAUUUGGUGGUCAGUGGUCUACGAAUCCUAAAUAGUCCUCAGUUCCAUAUGAAAUUCGAUGGUUGUGAAGGAGUAUUGAUUGAAAAGCUGUCCAUCUCUUCACCUAAACUCAGCCCCAACACCGAUGGGAUCCAUAUUGAGAACACUAAAGCUGUUGGAAUAUACAACUCCAUGAUUAGCAAUGGUGAUGAUUGCAUUUCGAUUGGAACCGGGUGUUCAAAUGUAGCAAUAGAGGGUGUCACUUGUGGGCCUAGUCAUGGGAUCAGCAUUGGAAGCCUUGGAGUGCACAAUUCCCAGGCAUGUGUUUCUAACAUUACAGUUCGCAACGCAGUCAUUAAGGAAUCGGACAACGGGCUCAGAAUCAAGACUUGGCAAGGUGGGACGGGUUCAGUAACAGGCAUAGCAUUCGAUAACAUCCAAAUGGACAACGUUAUGAACUGCAUUAUCAUAGACCAAUAUUACUGCUUGUCAAAGGCUUGCUUAAACGAAACUUCAGCUGUACAUGUCAAUGACAUUUCCUACAGGAACAUAAAGGGCACCUACGAUGUGCGCAUGACCCCUAUACAUUUUGCAUGCAGUGACACAGUCGCUUGCACAAACAUAAGACUUUCAGAAGUAGAGCUUUUUCCACAGGAGGGGCAACUGCUUGAGAAUCCAUUUUGUUGGAAUGCUUAUGGGAAUCAGGAGACUUUGACUAUACCUCCCAUUGAUUGCUUACGAGAUGGGGAGCCUCAGAAUGCGUUUGAGCCAUCCACAUAUGAGUGCAACUGAUAUAUUUUAGUGUUUUCUGGUGAUUAAUGUUAUAGAAUACUGCAUACAGCCCAAGAGGCCCUUCUCUAUUUUGGGUCAUUAUUAUUACUUUAAGCUCCAUCCCUUUUUGGGCUUCCCCCUUAUUGUGUGAUGAGAUGUAGACAAGGGCCCAAUUUUUUGGGCCCAUAUUGUAAUAGAUUGGGUGCUUACAUUAUAGUAUUAAUGUCAAUGCUAGAAAUUGUUUCAAGACC
This is a messenger RNA of Quercus lobata, 1875 nucleotides long. RefSeq names its product Pectin lyase-like superfamily protein. The transcript is spliced from 7 exons. Bases 209 to 1645 code for a protein of 478 amino acids. The record is from RefSeq and is a predicted model, not a curated record. Gene Ontology annotation, molecular function: polygalacturonase activity. NCBI's taxonomy places the organism in Eukaryota, Viridiplantae, Streptophyta, Magnoliopsida, Fagales, Fagaceae. Gene Ontology annotation, biological process: carbohydrate metabolic process.